AUGAGAUUCCUUUCGCUUUCCUCUGCUCUGACUGCUCUUGCUUCCCUCGCUGCUGCUGCAGACCUUACCACUUUCUCUCUUGUUAUCAACAGGGAUGGAGCAAUUUUCACCAAAGUUUUAACCUCCACUAUUGGAAACACUGAUGCCGGAUAUGCCCAGCAAUAUGUUACCAACACCAACAUCCACGUUUACACCGUCGGAGAUGCUCAGGCUUCCUCGUCUUUCUGGGCAUACAUUAACGGUGCUACCUCCACUGAAUCUUCCUCUACUGCUACCUCCACUGCCGUGACCACUUCCUCUACUGGGGUCACCUCUUCGGAAGUUACCUCUGCUCCUCAAUCCACUGAGGCUACUGCCACUACCUCCAGUGCUGCUGAGCUGACUACUGAGAGUGUUGUUCUGUACAAGAACAACCACGUCUUCACCAAGGUCGUCACCAACACCGUUGGCAUUAUCAACCCUGGCAGAGCCGCUGCCUCUGGAAAUACUAAUGUCCUGGCUUACACUAUUGGUGACGCCAGCGGUUCUGCUGCCUUCUACUCUGCUCUGUACGAGAAAACUGCUGCAGCUCAGUCUUCUCAGUACUCUAGCAGCCCUGCAGCUGUCUCUUCAAGAAGCUCUGCAGCUGCCUCUUCUAGUGCCAAAAUUGCUACUUACGAGGGUGCUGCUGCCGAGAAUGUUGCUAAGGUCGGCAUGGGUGCUUUGCUGUCGGGAAUGGCCGUUCUUCUUAUGUAA
Ogataea parapolymorpha DL-1 is the source of this 735-nucleotide messenger RNA. RefSeq lists its product as uncharacterized. The record is from RefSeq and is a predicted model, not a curated record. NCBI's taxonomy places the organism in Eukaryota, Fungi, Ascomycota, Pichiomycetes, Pichiales, Pichiaceae. The transcript has a single exon. Bases 1 to 735 code for a protein of 244 amino acids.